Messenger RNA from Rattus norvegicus (Norway rat), 1930 nucleotides. Lineage: Eukaryota; Metazoa; Chordata; Mammalia; Rodentia; Muridae. The record is from RefSeq and is a predicted model, not a curated record.
GGCAGUGACCCAGAAUAGGCGGAGGGAGGGCGUGGUCAUCAGUUCUUGGGAGUGGCCAAUGGAGUUUGGUAGAGGUGCAGACAGCAGUCGGAGCCCGAAAGCUGGCGCAGGCAAGAAGAACCUCUAGCACAGAUCUAGCUGACUGCGAGGUUGCAGAUUUGGUGGACCAGCACAAUGAGAGCUCGGAGGGGAUUCAUCUUACUCCUGCUUCUGGCUGUCCUCUGUUCCACAGGUGUUAGCCUCAGAUGCUACAACUGUUUAGACCCGGUUUCUUCAUGCAAAACAAACAGCACUUGCUCUCCUAACCUGGAUGCUUGUCUUGUUGCUGUAUCCGGUCCUGCAGUUUUGGAUCUGAAGGACCAGCGCCUUCAUGCACUCCAGCAUUCCAUCAAUGGAUUGGAUGUUGGGGUGGGUCAGUUCAAAGCCCUGGACCUGUGCCUAUCUGAGCUGGAAAGCAAGUCUAUCAACAGUGUUGGAGAUUUUCGGAUUGUAAUGCCAAGUUCAUUUUGAGCCGACUAGAAAUCGCAAACGUACAAUACAGAUGCUGCCAGGCGGACUUGUGUAACAAAAGCUUCGAAGACAAGCCAAACAAUGGGGCAAUCUCCCUAUUGGGGAAGACAGCGUUGCUGGUGACCUCGGUUCUGGCGGCCAUUUUGAAGCCUUGUUUCUAAAUCAUCUCUAAGCUCCCGAUGCCUCCUUUCUUUUUUCCUUCUUUUUCUUCUUCUUCAGCACUCUAAAGCCUUUAUUAUUUUCCAACUUAUAUUCGUUUAGGAAACAAUAUAGUUCACUUGAAAUCUUGGAUAAGAGGGAGGGUUGUAAGCAGCACGGAAGAGCACCGAAGAGCACCGUGCACAUAGGGAAGGCCCACCUGCAGGUACAGAGUGAAGUGCGUGGGUAAAACACUAACAGGUUAUGUAAUCUUCCUUUGUCACUUCGGAGGGCUGGCUUUCAGUUUCAGCUUAAGUGGGUUUCCGGCAACCCUCAGGGAUAUCUCUUUGGUUCCCGGAAUGUAGCUGAGGAGUGAGGUCAGAAAGUACCUUUAAGUGAGUGGACCAGGAGGAUUCUCUUCAUUACUCUGACACACUCAAAACGCUUUCAUAACUUUUACAGGUCCUGAGCUGGUGUGCAAAUGUUCCAUAUGUGAGCUGUCAGUCAGGGGCGCUGAUUGUUCAUUUGCUUUAAAACAACAAAAACAAAAACAACAACAAAACAGUUCUGGGAAUGAAACCCAGUGCAUUGAGCAUGUAGGCAAGUGCUUUACCCAUAAGCCCCAGCUCCAGCUCCAGCAGCGAAUGAAGCAGCUGCAUUUUCAGCUAGAAAACAUAGGGAUUUGACCUACAUUUCAACAAGACCUCUGAACCAGAUGUGAUGAUGCUUGCUUAGUAUGUUUAGCAUCUCAGUGCUCUGGAGGCAGAGACAGGAGGAGGGCCAUAAGUUGAAGGCCAGCCUGACCUUCACAGUGGUCUCCAAGUCACCUAAAACUAUAUAGUAAGACCUUGCCUCAAAUGAAAAACAAAAUGGCGAGUGGUGGUGCAUGCCUUUAAUACCAGCACUUGGGAGUAGAAGCAGGUGCAUCUCCGUGAGGUCAAAGCCAGCCAGUUCCCGGACAGCCAAGGCUAUACAGAGAAAGCCUGUCUAUACAUACAUACAUACAUACAUACAUACAUACAUACAUACAUACAUAGAAAAGAAAAACCUCAAAACAACAAUAACAACAAAACAAAAAAGAAAGGAAACACACAAAACGUCUGUUCUUGUAGAAGUGUGGACGGGCGGCUCCAACCUGAAUUAUCCCACAUCUCUGAAUAUUGCCUGGGCUUUGCUAGCUUUUACUAGAAAACUGUAAUGGCCAACAUUUUUUCGAUCUUGAAAAAGCAGUUUAUCUUGACUGUCUUCCACAUAAUGGAAUAAUAAACACUAUGCUAUAGGA